AUGCCAGGGUUCUUCUUUUCACACAGCAGCAUGACUGAACUGAGUGGAAGAGAGGACUGCAAGCUUGCAGAAGGCAAAAUCCACAAGAAGAAGCAAAAGGCAUUUGGGGCAGACCUCAAGAAUUACCUCAAGUGCAUGGUGCCGCACCUCGAAUCCGGGCUCAAGACGUCGAGCCCCAGGAACGUCGUGCUUUCUGCAGAAGAAGUGAUGCAGUGGUCCCAGUCUUUGGAAAAGCUCCUGGCCAGCCAAAGUGGUCAAGGUGUCUUCCGGGAGUUCCUCAAGUCAGAAUUCAGUGAGGAGAACAUCGAGUUCUGGCUGGCUUGUGAGGACUACAAGAAAACCAAGGCUGACCACUUGCAUGGCAAAGCAGAGAGGAUUUAUGAGGAGUUUGUCCAGUCAGAUGCUGUUAAGCAGAUCAAUAUUGACUACCAGAUGAGGGAAGCAACAGCCAGAAGGGCUCAGGAGGCAACUCACACAAGUUUUGAUGAAGCCCAGAAAACUGUGUACAUCCUCAUGGAAAGAGAUUCCUAUCCCAGGUUUCUGAAAUCCAAAGCCUACCUCAACCUUUUGAACCAGCUGCAAACCAACACCUCGAAAUGAAGUGCCUGAGGCAGUGAAGAGCUGAGCAGACUCUGUCAAAUGUCCUGCAGAGAGAUCCUGCAGCACGGUUGGAUCUCAGCAAGGAGAACCCCUGCCUUGAGAAGAGGGGUGGCAAGGGAGGUGCAAAUGGCUCCACAGCCAGGAGGAUGCAGGAUAAAGGCUGGCAAGGCUGUUCCAAGUGUGGGAGCAGCACAAGGAGAAGGCUGCUCCCAUGCACUG
Molecule: messenger RNA, 819 nt
Organism: Dryobates pubescens (Downy woodpecker)
Lineage: Eukaryota; Metazoa; Chordata; Aves; Piciformes; Picidae
Gene: RGS1
Product: regulator of G protein signaling 1
Exons: 5
Coding region: 1-600 (199 amino acids)
Source: RefSeq, a predicted model, not a curated record